CUUGUAACCACCCCCAAGCGGUCGCUCCUUGCAAAACCGCCAUCUUGUCCAGGCCUGACGUCACUAGCAGACGAUACGGCGCGCACGGAAGGCGACGAAAACAAAUUGGCGUGGUUUCUAUGCUGUGUGGCAAUCGGUGGCAACUUGCCAAACGCAACUAUGUGGUGUUAGUCUGGUGUCGUUGUGCGUCUUUUAGGUAUUUAAAGUUGUGAAUAACACUUUACAAUAAUAAAUAUGGGACGUUGUUGCUACAUGGGCUGUCAGCACCGGUCCGGCGAGGCAACAAAAGCCUCGGGCGUAACAUUUCACUGUUUCCCACGAGAUCCUACGCUUCGAGAAGCUUGGGUUGAGGCCAUUGGGAGAACUGGAUGGACACCCAGCAAACACAGUGUAGUGUGCUCCAAGCACUUUCAGAACCGUGACAUGGACAGGACAUCGUUAGCACGGAUUCGAUUAAGACCUGGUGCGGUGCCCAUCGCUCAUCCUUCUGUGUCUGCUCCUGAGCUGCAGGUAGCACAGCUUUCAACAGCACCUGAGGCAGCACGUGAAGCAGAGCAUGAAAUGGAACUAGUCACAGCUCCUGGUGGAGCACAGGAGCAACUCCCAGCUCCAGCCAGAACACAGGAGGAACUCGCUCUAGAGGAAACCUGUGAGGGAGAACAUGAACAAGACUUAUUGUCCAGCUCCUGUGCAGAGAUGAGUGAUGAAAGCACGGGCUUUGACUGUAACCCGUUGCACAACCCAUUUACAGAGCUCGAAGAUGAGGACGUAUUAGGAUAUGUCCGAGCUGGACAUGCAUCACCUCAAGCUUCUUGUUCAAGCUUAAAUACCUCACUGGAAACCAGUGCCAUCACCUAUGCUCCCUAUGCUGCUGCCACAUCUAGCAGAAGGAUUUCACUGGAUACUGCGAGCACCUCCACUCCUGUGACCCCUACCAGAGGGAUUAUAUUGGUAAGAACUAUCAGGAGGGCUACUGUUUCAUCUCAGACCACAGAGGGAAUGUGCGGCAUGCUUAUAUCAACAGUAACAUAGAAUCUCUCUGUGCCACUACAGUUGGGGAUACAUUCAAACCAUAUAGUUCUUCUUGUCAUUGGAGGAUAUACCAAUCUGUCUUGAGACAUGGCCACUACCUCGAAAUUAAUAACUAAGUGCAGUUAAAUACAACAUAUUGCACACAAUAAAAGAGAAAGGGAGAGCAAGAUGUACCCUGAACACUAAAGGGUUUAUUGUGCCCUUUACGUUUUAGAAGAAAAAUCUUUCAUCACGAGGGUAUGAUGGCGGCU
Ornithodoros turicata is the source of this 1283-nucleotide messenger RNA. RefSeq names its product THAP domain-containing protein 3-like. The record is from RefSeq and is a predicted model, not a curated record. NCBI's taxonomy places the organism in Eukaryota, Metazoa, Arthropoda, Arachnida, Ixodida, Argasidae. The coding region runs from base 235 to 1032 and encodes 265 amino acids. The transcript is spliced from 9 exons.